Scaptodrosophila lebanonensis is the source of this 1114-nucleotide messenger RNA. RefSeq lists its product as uncharacterized. Bases 102 to 998 code for a protein of 298 amino acids. The transcript is spliced from 3 exons. The record is from RefSeq and is a predicted model, not a curated record. Lineage: Eukaryota; Metazoa; Arthropoda; Insecta; Diptera; Drosophilidae.
CAGAAGUUGAAGUGUUCUUGUGCUCCCAAGUGACGUUGAAAUUCGCGCGAUUUUAAUUUUUAAAUAAAUCUUUGUUAUCAGUAAACUUUGUGCCUUAAAUAAUGGGCGCCGUGCAGCCGGGAGCAGUUGUGAGCGUUGAACACACAUGGGUGCACUCGACGCCAUAUGCCGCUCUACCUCCCUAUGCCGUAAUCGGCGGCCACGACUGUGAUCGCUCUCCCAUAUAUGUGGGCCGUUCGUUCCAUGAAGGGGAGAAUUUGCCUGCCAAAGUGAUACCCAGUAAGGGUUGUGCCUACGUUAGCUAUGGUGGCCACGAGCACCAGAAGACACAUUACGAGGUACUGGUGGGUCAGGGCUUUGCCUGGGUAGGCUGUGCCGGCGGCUCAGUGCCUCCAAAUGCGGUGCGCAGCGGCACGACUCGCACCGGCGAGCCACUCUACGUGGGCCGCGGUCAUCACGCAAAUAGCCUAAGUGUUGGCAAGAUCCAUCCCUCGCACGGCUGCCUGUAUAUUCCUUUUGGUGGCGCAGAGGUGCGCGUGUCCACCUACGAGGUGCUUAUUUAUCAGCAGCAAGAUGUUUGGCUAUCUGCCACACCUAGUUAUACACCCCCCGGUGCUGUCAUUGCUGGUCAUGAUUCAGAUCGGACACCCAUUUAUGCCGGACGUGCUAUGCACGAAGGUGAAAUGCUGCCAGCCAAAGUUAUCCCCAGCAAGGGCUGUGCCUACGUCUGCUUCGGGGGCUACGAGUUUCAAAAGCCCACAUACGAGGUGCUCACUGGAUAUGGUUACGUAUGGGUACGCCCCCACCAUCACAGCAUGCCGCCAAACGCAGUAACCACGGGACGCACCCGCCAGGGCGAUUUCAUAUACUAUGGACGUGGACAUUAUCAGGGCAGUUUGACACCUGGUCUCAUCUCUGCCCGUCAGCGUUGUCUGUUCAUCCCCUAUGGAGGACGCGAGAUCCGCCUUGACUCCUAUGAGGUGCUCUGUCGGCAGUAACUGACAUCAGUUAAUGGCGAUUAUGUUUAUUAUAUUUAUUAAAACCAUAUAUAAAACCUGACAAUAAUAAAAUGUCCUAAAGUAGCACAAUGCUUGCUUUUGGAAUUACUUCCAAA